Rhinopithecus roxellana (golden snub-nosed monkey) is the source of this 4506-nucleotide messenger RNA. It is a transcript of the gene RCOR1, whose product is annotated as REST corepressor 1. Gene Ontology annotation, molecular function: transcription corepressor activity. Lineage: Eukaryota; Metazoa; Chordata; Mammalia; Primates; Cercopithecidae. Gene Ontology annotation, biological process: negative regulation of DNA-templated transcription; regulation of transcription by RNA polymerase II. Gene Ontology annotation, cellular component: transcription regulator complex; histone deacetylase complex. The record is from RefSeq and is a predicted model, not a curated record. Bases 284 to 1741 code for a protein of 485 amino acids. The transcript has 12 exons.
CCUGCAGGCCCCGCCCUUGCCUCCUCCCCUCUCCGCUCGCUGCUCCCGGAGUAGUUGGUGCCAGUGAAGUGAGGGCGGCGAUGAGAGCGAAAGUUGCGCUCGGCUCGUCGCUGGGUGCUUGAAGCUGCUCCGCGCUCUACCCGUCUGGGCCUCCCCCGACUCGGACUCGCGCCCGUGGGCUCCCGUAGCGCCCGCCCGGCCCCGCGCCCCCUCCCCCGGCUCGGCGCCCCCUCCUCAGGAGCCGCGGGUCCCCGCCACUUUCGCACGGCCCCGGCCCCCGCCGAUGCCGGCCAUGGUGGAGAAGGGCCCCGAGGUCUCAGGGAAGCGGAGAGGGAGGAACAACGCGGCCGCCUCCGCCGCCGCCGCCUCCGCCGCCGCCGCCUCGGCCGCCUGCGCCUCGCCAGCCGCCACUGCCGCCUCGGGCGCCGCCGCCUCCUCUGCCUCGGCCGCCGCCGCCUCGGCCGCCGCCGCCCCCAAUAAUGGCCAGAAUAAAAGUUUGGCGGCGGCGGCGCCCAAUGGCAACAGCAGCAGCAACUCCUGGGAGGAAGGCAGCUCGGGAUCGUCCAGCGACGAGGAGCACGGUGGCGGUGGCAUGAGGGUCGGACCCCAGUACCAGGCGGUGGUGCCCGAUUUCGACCCCGCCAAACUGGCAAGACGCAGUCAAGAACGGGACAAUCUUGGCAUGUUGGUCUGGUCACCCAAUCAAAAUCUGUCAGAAGCAAAGUUGGAUGAAUACAUUGCCAUUGCCAAAGAAAAGCAUGGGUACAACAUGGAACAGGCUCUUGGGAUGCUCUUCUGGCAUAAACAUAAUAUCGAAAAGUCGUUGGCUGAUUUGCCCAACUUUACCCCUUUCCCAGAUGAGUGGACUGUGGAAGAUAAAGUCUUAUUUGAGCAAGCCUUUAGUUUUCAUGGGAAAACUUUUCAUAGAAUCCAACAAAUGCUGCCUGAUAAAUCUAUAGCAAGUCUGGUAAAAUUUUACUAUUCUUGGAAGAAGACAAGGACUAAAACUAGUGUGAUGGAUCGCCAUGCCCGGAAACAAAAACGGGAGCGGGAGGAGAGUGAGGAUGAACUGGAAGAAACAAAUGGAAAUAAUCCCAUUGACAUUGAGGUUGAUCAAAACAAGGAAAGCAAAAAGGAGGUGCCCCCUACUGAGACAGUUCCUCAGGUCAAAAAAGAAAAACAUAGCACACAAGCUAAAAAUAGAGCAAAAAGGAAACCUCCUAAAGGAAUGUUUCUUUCUCAAGAAGAUGUGGAGGCUGUUUCUGCCAAUGCCACUGCUGCUACCACGGUGCUGAGACAACUAGACAUGGAACUAGUUUCAGUCAAACGACAGAUCCAGAAUAUUAAACAGACAAACAGUGCUCUCAAAGAAAAACUUGAUGGUGGAAUAGAACCUUACCGACUUCCAGAGGUCAUUCAGAAAUGUAAUGCACGUUGGACUACAGAAGAGCAGCUUCUCGCCGUACAAGCCAUCAGAAAAUACGGCCGAGAUUUUCAGGCAAUCUCAGAUGUGAUUGGGAACAAAUCAGUGGUACAAGUGAAAAACUUUUUUGUAAAUUAUCGACGCCGCUUCAACAUAGAUGAAGUUUUACAAGAAUGGGAGGCAGAACAUGGUAAAGAAGAGACCAACGGGCCUAGUAACCAGAAGCCUGUGAAGUCCCCAGAUAAUUCCAUUAAGAUGCCUGAAGAGGAAGACGAGGCUCCUUCUGUUCUGGAUGUCAGAUAUGCAUCUGCCUCCUGAGAAACUCUGGUGGCUUUGAACACUUGGUGUGGACUACUGUGUUAUCCGGGAUAUCAGGUAUUACGAGACAUCACCUAGCCAUCUGCAUCACAUCUCUCUGGACAAGCAGCUAUUACCAAAAAAGGCAUAUACUUCCAGUCCUGUGCUCCAUCUGCCUUAAUUCUUUGCUCGCUCCUCCAUGUUGGCGCCACUUCCCAGAGAGCUCCACUGCAUCCCACACUUUGCCCAUGUGCUGGGGAAAUCUCAUGGCCUGCACAUCUCGUGUGACUCUGGGAACCGCCUCCCCCGCCGGAGCCCCCGAGCCCCACCAAUGGCAGCUCUUCCCAGUCAGCAGCUUCAGAGCAGGCAGUCUCCUUGGAAGGCCCGACUCUGUUCCUGCAUGGCCUGCAAUUUCUACUUUGUGCAUAGAGUAAUUUUCAGAGUAACCGCGACCCUGUUGGCCUUCUAGAAAGUUUGUCUUUUUCUUUUCUGAGACAACCACCUAAGUGAUAAUAUGCUUUUUUGGAAAUCAAUAUAUAUUGCCGGACUGCAUCAUAACCUUUAUCAUGCCAAGCAUCCUGAUGCAGCUCACAUUUCCCUAAACAUGGGUUAUAGGUAUGGUUUAUAAAUUGAGUUGGCUUAAACCUCUCCCUUCUCCCUUCCCAAGUGUCACAAAGCUCAUUUACUGCAACUGUCAUUGGACACUGUAGCUUAAAGGGAAUGUGGACCUCAGUGCUUUCUGCCUUCAACUUUUCAGCAUUGUGACCCCAGGGUGGGUGCCACCCCAUCUUUUCCUGCCCCCUCCACCCCCACCCCCCACCUCCAAGAGGUUCGGCCCAUAUCACUGUACCUGGUGCUUGUACAUUUGGAAUUGGUGCCUUCUCCUUUUGGCAACCAUGGUAUCAAUCCUUUUUCUCUUUUAGUGUCUUAUUUCUUCUUUCAAGUUAUUUGCUAGCCAAAGAUGACAUCACUGAGAUUAGGAGACAGGGGAGAGCUUGCUGCAGAUUCUGACAGUGCAGAUUUUAAAUGUCAGGAUAUUAGGAUAGCUGGCGCUGGUUUAUGAAAGCUGCACGUUGUCCCACGUUCUCUCAGUGUGCCUGGCCCUUUAAGUGGCACACUGUAUGUCAGUUUGUGUCCUUCAUGUGCCGAUGUGAUUACACAAACACCAUCCACUCUCUUUUCAUAUCAGAGUACAGGACAGAGAAGUGAUCAAUGUGUUGGUCUAGUGAGACUGAGAUGAAAAGAAAUAACCUACAAAGUGGUCUGUAAUGCCUUUUGGUUGGACUGGGAACAAGUAAAAAUUUCUAAUAAACAUUUUGAGACUUCCAGAAUCACUUUUGUUAUCUUACCAGACCUUGGGCCUGCUGAGGGUUGAGGAGCAGACAGACUGCAUUCUAACAUACCCUGUUCCCACCCCACGGCCAUUCAGACUGCACUAAAUACGCUGAAGUUGCUUUUGUUGUUGUUGUUUGCAUCGUUUGGAUAUUUUUUUUUCUGCUUUCAAUACCAAAAAAAUGCAGAUGCUUUAAGGCAUAAAACAGAAUUCUUAAGAAUUUAAAAUAUGCAAUUAAAAUUUGAUAUGUUUUGACUCCCAAGCACCUUGUUUUUUGUUGUUGUUGUUGUUGUUGUUGAAAUUAGCUGAUUAUCUCUUUAGAAAGAGGGUCAGCUAGAAGCCUAGGUUUUUUGGAAUUGCAAAUUUUUUUUAGUAUAGUCUGGAGAAAGGUCAUUCAAAAGGGAAGUUCAAUGGGACUUGCCCGCCCUUCAUCAUCUCGUUCCUGUGCCAGGUGUGUGUUGGUCAUGUAAAAGCCUGGGAAGCUUUUACGUGAGGAGUCCCGGAUUGCCGCUGCUGUGUGGAGACAGGGUUAGCAAAAUGACACUAGUGAUGAGGGAGGGGCUUCUUUUCACCAUAAGCCUGCUGUGUACACCAAGGGCGGCGGGAGAAGCAUGGGAAGGAGUCAGCCUAAGUUUGCACAUUGCGUAAAGGGGACACUAAGGUAUGAGCUGAAGCUUUAGGUUCUCCUUGCUUUCCUCAAGAUCUCCUUCUUGCUCACAGAAGCAGUAGGCAGUUGCUGCAGUACGUUUCUCACCCUGCCAGUAGGUCUGUCUGUAUCUCUCCUAAGGAAAAUAGCCUGGGCCCUCCCGGCAGUGCUUGGAAGCUUGAUGCUAAUUCUUAUAUAGCGUGGCAAGCCGACCAGCAGUGCCAGGCCUUGAUCUGUAUUCUGCACUAUCCCUUUACUGGGUUCCUGGCACUGAAUGGCCGCCAGCCCUGAAGAAUCACUUGUGAUCACAGCAGCUGAACUGGGCUUUCUCCCAGAGAGGAAGGGGCGUGUCAUUUUGACUUGACAGAGGGAAAAAUGGGAGCUGUCCUUGACUGCCUUUGUUGUGCUUUCCCGCGUAAGAUAGCACUGUGUUUUCAACUGUUUUCAUUACACCGUCUUUGCAAUGAUGUAAAUGUAAGAGAUCACUCAGCUUUAAAAGCAAAGUGGUUUCAUCUUAUUUAUAUGAAGACUUUUUAACAUAUCAAGAAUUAGGUGCAUUGGCAGGUAGGGUUUGGGGUGUGAUAACUGCUUCAGAUGGAAUGUUCACUUAAGCUUUGUCUUCUUAAAAAUUAUCAAUGUGAAUGUCAUAAUUAUAUAUAUUUUUGUGGAAAACUUUCUCGUAAGUAUAAGUUAUUGUGCAAAAUAUAGUAUCAUUGAUGCAAAUAAUAGUUUAACGUUUAGUUUAGAAAUCCUAAAAGAUAUAAAUUGUAUCGCAUAUGCAUUAAAAGUCUGUUUUAUUUAAUUUUA